Molecule: messenger RNA, 780 nt
Organism: Tripterygium wilfordii
Lineage: Eukaryota; Viridiplantae; Streptophyta; Magnoliopsida; Celastrales; Celastraceae
Exons: 2
Coding region: 75-440 (121 amino acids)
Source: RefSeq, a predicted model, not a curated record
CCUGACAAGGGACUCGAGUGUUGAGUCUGAGCACCCCAAACUCGUGAGCGGGAACAGAGUGAGAGAGAGAGAAAAUGCAGGCAGCGCGAGCUGGUAUUCGAGCUCUCAAAUUGCAGCCAUCGUCGCAGUCGUAUCCCUAUCGGAGGUUCGAUAAUGCCGUCUCUCCGUCAUUAUCGGCAUCAAAAGGUGGAGUGGUGCUGGUACUAAUUGGAGCUAGGGUUUACUCCCAAACAGCACCGUGUUUUCCCUACUUGGAGAAAAAGGAGGUGACGUCUCGCGUCUUAGAUCUACUCAAAUCCGUAGCGUUUACUCACCCAUCCAAGUAUUUGGAGAUGGUGGUGUCAUUGGUGGCAAAUUUGAAAGGGGUGGUUCUGGAAGCAGAGGAUAUAGCAGAGGCAGCUCUGUCUAUGGUGAGUGAGGAGUCAAAGUAUGUUAGUUAAGGCUAAGGUUAUAGCUUGAACAAUCCAAUGUUUACAAAUGCUAUCAGAAGUUUGUUUUCUUGAUCAUCUUAAUUUUCCAUAUCAUCCAGAAAAUUUUAAUGUCCUGAACUUUGCAUCUUUAUUUUCUCUGUUUUUGUCUUCUUUGUGAUCUGCGCACAUUGUCCAAGUGUGUUAGUUCUUAAUGCAUUAAUGGGACAGGCUAAUGUGCUAAUUCUAAAUGGAUUGACCAGACACUAGAGCCUACUUAUCAAAUGACAGCUACAUCAAUAAUAUAUGGAUGCCUUUUUUCUUUUAUAUAAUAUAUGUGUUGACUCCAUUUUUACUGGCUGAAUAUACCACA